UUCAAAUGUUCAGGCCAAGAUCUCAGGCCUGAAGGAGCGACGGAGGGGCCGGGUUGUUUUCUUUUUCUCCGCGGACGAGAGCUUCUGUGCGGUGCAGGGAGUACCUCGGAAGCUGAGGCGGCUGGUACCUGACGGAGAGGAUGGCGCUGUCGACUACAGUCUCCCAGAAGAAGCAGAUAAGGCGUAAGGCUCCUCGCGGCUUUCUAAGGCGCAUCUUCAAGCGACAGAAGCCUCACCUUCGUCUGGAGACAAGUGGCGACUUACUGGUGCACCUGAACUGUUUACUGUUUGUUCAUCGAUUAGCGGAAGAGUCCAGGACAAAUGCCUGUGAGAAUAAGUGUGGAGUCAUUAAAAAUGAGCAUGUACUGGCUGCAGCAAAGGUAAUUCUAAAGAAGAGCAGAGGUUAGAAGUCAAAGAACACAUUUUUGAAAAUUCUAUGAUGUAUUAUUAAAGAGCUUAGGAAAGCUCUUUUUACAUAUCAGUUAAUAGUGUAUAUUAUUAAAAUAUUGGCUGUUUGAGGGGUGUGUGCAUUUGUAUAUUUUUUUACUGGUAUUGAAAUAUCUCAAGAAUGGUAAAUAUCUCAGAACUAUAUAACUUUUUUUGAGGAAUUAUGUGUCAUUCAU
Molecule: messenger RNA, 623 nt
Organism: Hipposideros armiger (great roundleaf bat)
Lineage: Eukaryota; Metazoa; Chordata; Mammalia; Chiroptera; Hipposideridae
Gene: CENPW
Product: centromere protein W
Exons: 3
Coding region: 141-407 (88 amino acids)
Biological process (GO): mitotic cell cycle; chromosome segregation; kinetochore assembly
Cellular component (GO): kinetochore; nucleoplasm
Molecular function (GO): protein heterodimerization activity; DNA binding
Source: RefSeq, a predicted model, not a curated record